AUGGAUGCCUUCAUUAGCCGACAGGCCGUAGAGGCGGCACGAGACAACUUUACAGUCGCCACGGGCGAUUUUGAGCACUUUCUACGAUGCUGGUCACAGCAAGACUGUGGCCGCUGCAUCAACACGGCUGAAUGCUCAUGGUGUCCCUACUCGUGGGCGUGCGUUCCCAAUAAGCAGCAGCCAGCCCUGUUCGCACCUCUCUACCACGAGGACAUUUGCCCCGCGCGCGCCGAGCGAUGGGAACUGCGCUCGAAGCCGUUUGGGUGCAGCGUCUCGACGUACACGGUACUCAGCACCGCCGUCGCCGUCAACGCGACGCUGUUGGCGGUUCUGCUGCUCUGGCUGUUCGCGCUUGCGCUGCGACGAGUAAGGAGGAAGAGCAGGACUAGGGCGGCGCUCGCCAGGCAGCGGUACGUGGGGACGUUGUGGGCGACGGUGCCAGACGAGUCGCAGCGCGGUGGUGGCGAGACACAGCCGUUGCUAGUAGGCCGAUGA
Beauveria bassiana ARSEF 2860 is the source of this 495-nucleotide messenger RNA. RefSeq lists its product as uncharacterized. The record is from RefSeq and is a predicted model, not a curated record. NCBI's taxonomy places the organism in Eukaryota, Fungi, Ascomycota, Sordariomycetes, Hypocreales, Cordycipitaceae. The transcript has 2 exons. The coding region runs from base 1 to 495 and encodes 164 amino acids.